Messenger RNA from Arabidopsis lyrata subsp. lyrata, 614 nucleotides. RefSeq lists its product as uncharacterized. NCBI's taxonomy places the organism in Eukaryota, Viridiplantae, Streptophyta, Magnoliopsida, Brassicales, Brassicaceae. The coding region runs from base 117 to 527 and encodes 136 amino acids. The record is from RefSeq and is a predicted model, not a curated record. The transcript has a single exon.
UGACUAUUUUUCCUUUUUACAAUAAUUAUAUAUGGUAAGAUCAUUACUUUGUGAGUCAAAUAACUUUCUUAUAUAGAUGAUUCACACGAAUAUAGAUAUAGUGUGUAAAACAAAAGAUGAUAUCCACCAAAGCAUAUAGACUCUUCCUGGUCUCCUUAGCCUUAGCCUUGAUCACAACCUCUUCGUUAUCUUUCGCGGCUCAAGUCUUCACCAUAGAGAUAAGCAACACCCUUGCACCUGGCUCUAAUCCAAUCUCCAUAAGCUGCAUCUCGCCCCAAAGAGACACUUGGUCCACGGUGUUAUCUCGAGGUGCGAGUUUCGAUUUUCACUUUGACACAAACCAAUCAGUUAAAUGGAGUUGCGACAUCUCAUCGGGAGCCAGAAAGAGUAGUUUCGUCAUCUUUGAUCUUAAUAGAGACAAAUCAAGAUGCAAAACCGAUGGUUUAUGUCUAUGGCAAAUCAAUCCUGAUGGUUUCUACCUAUAUGUCGCUUCUAUUCAAAAAUACCAAAAGCAAUUCAAUUGGUGAUACACCAAACAAUAUGCAUUGUGUUAUUGUAUCGUUGAGUCGUAUAAUAUAAUAUAUAAUAAUAAUAAUAAUAAGAUUUCUAAGGUA